Molecule: messenger RNA, 1125 nt
Organism: Penicillium waksmanii
Lineage: Eukaryota; Fungi; Ascomycota; Eurotiomycetes; Eurotiales; Aspergillaceae
Product: proteasome regulatory particle base subunit RPT6
Exons: 4
Coding region: 1-1125 (374 amino acids)
Biological process (GO): proteasome-mediated ubiquitin-dependent protein catabolic process
Cellular component (GO): proteasome regulatory particle, base subcomplex
Molecular function (GO): ATP binding; proteasome-activating activity; ATP hydrolysis activity
Source: RefSeq, a predicted model, not a curated record
AUGGCGUUGGACAACUACUACCGCAACAAGAUCGAGGGCAUGAAGCUCGAGAUCAUCCAGGGCCAAGCAGUUCUUCGAAGAUUAGAGGCUCAGCGCAAUGACUACAACUCCCGAGUGCGUCUGCUGAGGGAAGAGCUUGGCUUGCUUCAGCAACCCGGCUCGUAUGUCGGCGAAGUCGUCAAGGUGAUGAGCACCAAGAAGGUGCUGGUGAAGGUGCACCCAGAAGGAAAAUACGUGGUGGAUAUCGCCGACGGCGUCGAUAUUGCAAAGCUCACCGUGGGCAAGCGAGUCGCCCUCCUUUCCGACUCCUACAAACUGGAGAAGAUGCUCCCAUCCUCCGUCGACCCGCUCGUCUCGCUGAUGAUGGUGGAGAAGGUUCCCGACAGUACAUAUGACAUGAUCGGAGGUCUGGACCAACAGAUCAAGGAAAUCAAGGAGGUGAUCGAGCUCGGUCUCAAGCAUCCAGAGCUCUUCGAGUCUCUGGGUAUCGCACAGCCCAAGGGUGUCCUACUCUACGGUCCCCGGGUACCGGAAAGACAUUGCUGGCGCGAGCCGUGGCCCAUCACACCGACUGCCGUUUCAUUCGGUCGCAUGGUGCGAGAGUUGUUCGUCAUGGCUCGCGAGCACGCGCCCAGUAUCAUCUUUAUGGAUGAGAUUGAUAGCAUUGGGUCCAGCCGGAUAGAUUCUGCCGGUGGCGGUGAUUCGGAGGUGCAACGGACGAUGCUGGAGUUGCUGAACCAACUGGAUGGUUUUGAGCCGACUAAGAACAUCAAGAUUAUUAUGGCUACCAAUCGACUGGAUAUUCUGGACCCGGCGCUUCUGCGACCAGGGCGUAUUGAUCGCAAGAUCGAGUUCCCCCCUCCUUCGGUCGAGGCUCGUGCCGAUAUUCUACGAAUCCACUCCCGAUCGAUGAACCUGACACGCGGAAUCAACCUUACCAAGAUUGCGGAGAAGAUGAACGGGUGUUCGGGAGCCGAGUUGAAGGGUGUCUGCACGGAGGCUGGUAUGUACGCGCUGCGUGAGCGACGAGUGCACGUUACACAGGAGGACUUUGACCUGGCGACGGCCAAGAUUCUCAAUAAGCAUGAUGACAAGGAGGUGGCCGUGUCGAAACUGUGGAAGUAG